GUCAAUUUCAUUGGCUGGAAUUUCUACUCAUGAUGAAAUUUUCCAACUCCUUUAAUCCUUCAAAGAGUUGGUUAGAUUAAAUUUUAAGCGUAUUGAAUGGAAGACUCGCCAUUCAGAAGCUUUCAAAGUCAAGAUGGUUGAACGGGUGAUUCCAUUUGCGACGACUUCCAAAGUCUCCUCUCCAAAUUCUUCAAUGCUCCACAAACUCAUAUCCAUGUUCAUCAAUAGCUUCAACUUUCCACUCCUGCUCCACAGUUCCAUAUUUCUUCCAAAUGUCUACUCCUUUAGAGUAUUAUCGCUCACUCCCACCUGUGAGCAAACUGUAUGGAGUGAGCUGUUUGAUGACCACUGCUGCUUACUAUCUUCAGCUUUAUGACGACGAGAACAUAGCUCUGUUCUACAGUCUUGUAAUUAAAAAGUUUCAGGUUUGGAGGCUCAUUACCAACUUCUUCUUCCUCGGCCCGUUUUCGUUUCAAUUUGCUUUUCGUCUGAUAAUCAUAGCAAAAUAUGGUGUAUCAUUGGAGAGAGGACCCUUUGAUAAAAGAACUGCUGACUAUGUGUGGAUGUUGUUUUUUGGAGCUCUUUCACUUCUGGUGAUGGCUGCCGUUCCAUAUUGUUGGACUCCAUUCAUGGGAAGUUCCUUGGUUUUCAUGAUUGUCUACAUCUGGGGCCGCGAGUUCCCAAAUGCACGAAUCAACAUCUAUGGUGUCGUUUCGUUGAAGGGAUUCUAUCUUCCUUGGGCAAUGCUGGCUCUAGAUCUAAUCUUUGGCGAUCCCUUGAAGCCAGACAUUUUGGGAAUGGUGGCAGGCCAUCUUUAUUACUUUUUGACUGUUCUACAUCCUCUUGCCGGUGGGAAAUUCAUCCUCAAAACCCCUUUCUGGAUUCACAAGCUAGUAGCAUACUGGGGUGAAGGGAUUCAAUUUAACUCUCCUGUACAACGUGACCCUUCUGCUGGUACUGCUUUUCGUGGAAGAAGCUACCGCCUCAAUGCUACUCGAACGAGCACUCGGGAGCGAACACAAACACAAAGACGCUCUUCUCCCUCUCCACCACCACAGCGAGGCUCUAAUCAGGAUGAAGGAGCUGCUUUCCGUGGUCGAAGUUAUCGUCUCGGUAGCUAAGUCUUUCUAGUUUGUGUUACUUGUAUGAUCAUAUUAUGUAUGAUAUUAUUAUCUGAAAACCUUCCAAAGCUAAUUGUCUAGUGAACCACAAGUUGGUUCCAUCAAAAUUAUUUCUUCUGGAGAAGUUUAGAAUCCAUAUUUUGUAAGGAAACAUGUAUAUUGGAUAUGCAUAAGUGGGAAGAAUUUAAACUUGUACCUACUUGCAGUUUCUAUUGACAA
Messenger RNA from Benincasa hispida (wax gourd), 1340 nucleotides. RefSeq names its product derlin-1.1-like. Lineage: Eukaryota; Viridiplantae; Streptophyta; Magnoliopsida; Cucurbitales; Cucurbitaceae. The record is from RefSeq and is a predicted model, not a curated record.